Molecule: messenger RNA, 2385 nt
Organism: Eublepharis macularius
Lineage: Eukaryota; Metazoa; Chordata; Lepidosauria; Squamata; Eublepharidae
Product: vomeronasal type-2 receptor 26-like
Exons: 8
Coding region: 1-2385 (794 amino acids)
Biological process (GO): G protein-coupled receptor signaling pathway
Cellular component (GO): membrane
Molecular function (GO): G protein-coupled receptor activity
Source: RefSeq, a predicted model, not a curated record
AUGGCAAGGAAACUUUUGGGAGGACAGUGGAUCAACUCCAUCGUCCUGACCUGCCCUCUCCUCCAAGGGGUUCUCUGUGCUGUCUGGCUGGCCACCUCUCCCCCAUCCCCAAACCUGGACUUCCAUUCCUUGGAGGAAGAGAUCAUAGCGGAAUGCAAUGAAGGUUCGGUCGCUAUGUUUUACGUUGUCCUGGGCUACAUGGGUUUCCUGGCCCUGGUCAGCUUCACGGUGGCUUUCCUAGCAAGGAAGCUGCCUGACAGCUUCAAUGAAGCCAAGUUUAUCACCUUCAGCAUGCUGGCCAUGGACCGGACUCUGAGGACCAAAUGCCUCUUGACCAGACCCUUCCAGCUCCAGGAAGAUUAUUGCAGGCCAGGAGACCUCAUUGUCGGAGGGCUUCUGCCCCACCUCAAGACAGCAGUCAUAAGCGUGUCUUUUGAAGAACCUCCCAGAAACAUCCCUAUAGCUCGGCCAGUGCCUAAAAACUAUCAGCACAUCCUGGCUCUUGUCUUUGUCAUCCAUGAAAUCAACAAGGAUCCAGCACUCCUCCCCAACAUCACGCUGGGUUUCCGCAUCUUUGAGGACACCUACUUUGCCAGAAUGACCUACCAGGCCAGCCUGUCAUUUCUCUCCACACGGGGUCAAGUGGUCCCUAACUAUAGAUGCAGCCAAGAGGAGAAUCUUCUGUCUGUCAUUGGAAGUCUCUUCUCCAGAAUUUCAGUGCAAAUGGCCUCCAUCCUUGACAUCUUCAAGAUCCCACAGAUUCAUGCCUUUCUGAGGAAGACCCAGUUCAACAACAGCACUGGAGAAGAAGUAUUUUUUACUGGAAAAGACAGGAGAUCAUCUGGCUAUGAUAUUCUGAACUUGAUCUUCUUCCCAAAUCAAUCGUCAGCUCAAGUGAAAGUUGGAAGGAUGGAUCCUAGGGCUCCCCCAGGCCAAGAUUUCAUCCUUAACACGGAUGCGAUUAUUUGGGCUUCCCAGAAACUGCCCUCUUCCAGAUGUGUGGAGAGUUGCUCACCAGGAUACAGCCAAAAAGUUAAAGAAGGAGAGCCAGUUUGCUGUUAUGAAUGCAUACACUGUCCGAAGAGGACAAUUUCUAACCAUACAGAUGCUGAUCACUGUACCCAGUGUCCAGAAGAUCAAUAUCCAGACGAGGAUCAAGAUGGGUGUAUCUCAAAGAACUUAACCUUCCUUUCCUAUGAAGAGAUUUUGGGGUUAGUUUUAGCUUCUCUUGCCGUUUUACUGUCUCUGGUCACAGGUCUAGUCCUGGCCACAUUCAUUAAACAUCAAGACACACCAAUUGUCAAAGCCAACAAUCGAGACCUCACCUACAUCCUCCUCAUCUCCCUCCUGCUCGGCUUCCUCUGCUCCUUGCUGUUCAUCGGUCAGCCCACAAAGAUCACCUGCCUUCUGCGCCAAACUAGCUUCAGCAUCCUGUUUUCCAUUGCCAUUUCUUCCAUCCUGGCAAAGACCGUCAUGGUAAUUCUGGCCUUCAAUGCCACUAAACCAAGAAACAUGACAAGAGGAUUGUUGCGGAGACAGUGGAUCAACUCCAUGGUCCUAGGCUGUCCUCUCAUCCAAACUCUUAUUUGUGCAGUUUGGCUGGGGACCUCACCACCAUUCCCAAAUCCAGACUUCCAUUCCUUAGAGAAAGAGAUCAUAGAGGAAUGCUAUGAAGGGUCUGUCGCUAUGUUUUACACUGUCCUUGGUUACAUGGGUUUUCAGGCCCUCAUAAGCUUCUUGGUGGCUUUUUUAGCUAGGAAAUUGCCUGACAGCUUUAACGAAGCCAAGUUUAUCACCUUCAGCAUGCUGGUGUUUUGCAGCGUUUGGGUCUCCUUCGUGCCAACCUACUUGAGCACCAAAGGGAAGUCCAUGGUGGCCGUGGAGAUCUUCUCCAUCUUGGCCUCAGGUGCUGGUCUCCUGGGGUGCAUCUUUCUCCCCAAAUGUUACAUUCUUGUCCUGAGGCCUGAUCUCAAUUGCAGAGAUCAUCUCAUAAGGAAAAAAACGCCUUCUAGAUUGUCCUUUCCUUUCGGGCUUGGCCUCUGGCUGGGUGGUCCGGCCCUUCCCUGGGCCGUCCUCCAAUCCCGGGCUGGCCUGCUUCUCCCUCCGCCCUGCCGGCCUCUGCCGCCCUCCCAACUGGCCGAGAGCGCCUGCGCCAGCGUUUGGCGGCCCGGCGUGGCCUCGCCCCGCCAGCCGCGGCCUCCCCCGCUGCCCGGGCUGGGCCGUUCCGGCCGGGGCGCCGAUCGCGCCAGCCGCUGUUUCCUGGUGCGCCUGCCACCGCGGCCGCUCGGGAUCCUUGUCUUCGGCGCGGCGGCGGGCGGCGGCGCAGCGGCGGCGCAACUGCUGGGGCCCUCGUCUGCCGGUGGGGCCUUGUCUUCGGCCCGGUAG